UUGGGAUCUUGGAUGGUUUGCGGUCUCUCCACGGCUCCGCGGUGCAAAUGUCAAUCGCGAAAAGUGAUACAACAAUAAUAAUGGAGGCGUGUAAUGCCGUUGAGCGCGAGGUGGAUAAAGUUCUGUCGAAAUUCGGUGCGAUAAACGAACAUGCGGAGACAGUGCUGCACGACCUGAUAAAUCACAUUCAGUCCCUGAAAAAGGAUCUGGAAGAAGCGCCACCUAAUCAAGAACUAACGGCUGGUCAAGUACAGAUGUUAAAGCAAGCGAUGACAAAAGUACGUGAUACUGUACAAAGACUGGCGACAGACCACCGCGAUUUGCACAGUACGGUGUCCAAGGUAGGUAAGGCGAUAGACAGAAAUUUCAUUGCCGAUUUCGCAAGUACCAGCAGGGAAGAUGUGUUUUCCGGGCCUGAGAAAUCUCACCUCCUGAAUCAAAUAAUCUGCCAGCACUUUUAUCGCCAAGGGAUGCUGGACAUUGCUGAUGAAUUAGCAGUGGAAGCUGGCAUCAAAACCGACGAAGGCAGGAAGGAACCAUUCACAGAAUUGAAUUAUAUAUUAGAUUGUCUAAAACAGAGAAACCUUGAACCGGCAUUAGAUUGGGCUAAGAAACACAGAGAAGCACUUUUAGCACAGAAUUCUUCUCUCGAGUUCAAGUUACACAGAUUACAUUUUAUAAGAUUAGUCCAACAAGGCCCUAGCAAGCAGAGAGAAGCGAUAUUGUACGCCCGCCAAAAUCUCACACAGUUCGUCGGACGUUACGAGAAAGAAGUACAAUCUCUAAUGGGGACGUUAUUGUACUUGCCGCAUGGAAUCCAAUCGUCUCCCUACAGUCACUUAUUAGACCCAACUUUAUGGCUCGAGAUACACGACGUUUUCACUAAAGAAGCGUGUACAUUACUAGGUUUAAGCGUGGAUAGCCCAUUAUCUGUUUGUAUCAACGCAGGAUGCACUGCGCUACCUGCGCUAUUAAAUAUCAAACAAGUCAUGCAGCAGAGGCAGGUCACCGGUAUCUGGAGCGGUAAAGAUGAGUUGCCCAUCGAGAUAGAUCUGGGAAAGCAGAGCCGUUAUCAUUCAGUCUUUGCCUGUCCCAUACUCAGGCAACAAAGCACAGAGAACAAUCCACCGAUGAAACUGGUUUGCGGUCACGUAAUUUCCCGAGACGCGCUGAACAAGCUCGCCAAUGCAAAUAAAAAUCAAUUUAUUUCCAGGUUGAAAUGCCCGUACUGCCCGGCGGAGCAGAAUCCUGAGGAUGCGAGACUUAUUUACUUUUAAGCUGUGAUAUACUACCUAUACAUAUAGUAAUAUAUACAUAUAUAUGUAAUAUGUGUGUGUGCGUGUGUGUGUAUAAGGAAUAUAUACACAUGUAAAAGAGUUAGUUUUGCAGUUUCUUUGUAACGAAUUAUACCGAAUGCAAAAGAACAAUACAAGUUACAUGCAAUAACCGGAGAAUUGUAAAUCCAUAUUUACAUUUGUCAUCAAGAAUCUAUUACUGAAACUGUUUCCGUUCAUCGUAAUAUCAAGAUCGACCAUUCACUUAAAUGCAGAUAUAAGUGCAAUCAAUUCGCAGUCUUUUUUUUCUUUUUCAAGGAAACUGUUCUGAAAUAUCUGAAGAAAAACGGAGGAACUGUGAUAGUUUUAAUAUUCGUGGGAUAGUUGUAAUUAUACAGUUAUAUAUUGUUGGUUAGACAAUUUAUAUAUAUUACUCUAGUGUAUAAGUGACUUCAGCUUUUUAUGCGAGUGAUGACUUAAGAGCCAUGAAUGUUUAACGAUGCCUAACAAAUUUGUUAUAAGAUUUUCGUAAAGUUAUCCGUUUCUCAUUUCGAUUGUAUGUACUGGCUUGGCUAUAGUUAAAUGAAGAGAUCAUUUUGUAAA
Messenger RNA from Temnothorax curvispinosus, 1877 nucleotides. RefSeq names its product protein RMD5 homolog A (gene Sou). Gene Ontology annotation, cellular component: GID complex; nucleus; cytoplasm. Bases 48 to 1277 code for a protein of 409 amino acids. The record is from RefSeq and is a predicted model, not a curated record. Gene Ontology annotation, molecular function: ubiquitin protein ligase activity; protein binding. Lineage: Eukaryota; Metazoa; Arthropoda; Insecta; Hymenoptera; Formicidae. The transcript has 7 exons. Gene Ontology annotation, biological process: proteasome-mediated ubiquitin-dependent protein catabolic process.